Bolinopsis microptera is the source of this 411-nucleotide messenger RNA. RefSeq names its product adhesion G-protein coupled receptor D1-like. The record is from RefSeq and is a predicted model, not a curated record. Gene Ontology annotation, biological process: adenylate cyclase-activating G protein-coupled receptor signaling pathway; cell surface receptor signaling pathway. The coding region runs from base 1 to 411 and encodes 136 amino acids. The transcript is spliced from 4 exons. Gene Ontology annotation, molecular function: G protein-coupled receptor activity. Gene Ontology annotation, cellular component: plasma membrane. Lineage: Eukaryota; Metazoa; Ctenophora; Tentaculata; Lobata; Bolinopsidae.
AUGCAGGAUACUGGAGAGGUGGCGUUUCUUUUGAAUUACUUCUGGUUGUGUCAGCUUAGUUGGAUGAUUGUAGAAGCUGUGAUAUUGUACAACGCUUUAGUCAAGGUAUUUGGAACGUACACCAGGAAUGCUUUGUUGAAGUACAGUGUGUUUGGAUGGGGUAUCCCGAUCAUAUUUCCCCUCAUCGGGGUGGCUUGGAGUAGUGGAACUGGAGUGCCAUUUGCUGAUCCGAAAACAUGCUUCAUCAAGUACCCUUACGGACUAGUUAGUUUCUAUGGACCUGUCGUGUUAGGAGUAGCUUCCAACUGGAUUAUGUUCAUCUUCAUUGCACGUGUUAUUUUGAUAGCAACCAAGACUAAGGCUCAACAAACUGGCGAUUCAAACACCAAACUGAGAAUCUUCCUUAAAUGA